AUGCCCAUUCAAGCUUUGCCAGAAAAUACUACUCGACUUCUCGGCUCUUCGCUCGCCCUGACUGAUGCUAGAUCUGUCGUCAAGGAGCUCGUGGACAACGCUCUCGAUGCACGUGCAACAGCAAUCAGCGUCGAGAUAUCGAACAACACCCUAGAUGUCAUCCAGGUCAAAGAUAAUGGCACGGGCAUUGGUAUCCAGGAUCGGCAGCUCCUGUGCAAGCGAGGCUGUACAUCCAAGAUCACCUCAAUGGAGGACCUUGAAAGCCUUGGUGGCUCUUCUCUAGGCUUCCGAGGUGAAGCACUGGCCAGCAUCGUGGAGUUAAGCCAGGCCGUAGUCAUUACUACUCGAGUGGAUGGCGAGGUUGUUGGGACAUCCAUCAAGUAUGCUGCCUCGGGAAUGCUCAGUUCAUCUUCGGCCUCACAUCCCGUCGGGACGACGAUUCGCGUGCAGGAUUUCCUCUCCAAGCUACCGGUCAGAAAGCAGACGGCGCUCAAAGAAAGCAUGAAAACUUUACAAGCUAUAAGACUCCUUCUUUUCUCAUUCGCUUUCGCCAGACCAGAAGUGCGUCUUUCGUUGAGAGUACUGAAAGGGAAGAAUGAUAAACUCAAUUGGACUUAUGCACCCACCUUGCCAACUUCGAUGACUGAGGUAGCAACAAAGAUUGUUGGAAAAGAAGUUGUUUCUGAGUGUACAGCGCACAGUAUCACUCCGAGUGAUUGUGAUGUGGACCUUGACAAUGGUUGGAAAAUUAAUGCUCUUUUGCUAUCGACCGCCCGAGGUUCUGCCAAUGCUCGCAAUGCUAAACAAUACAUUUCCAUCGACGGCCGCCCUGUCAAUGCGGAUCGAGGUACAAUACGGGAAGUGACCAAAUCUUACAAGCGCCACCUCCAGAAAACGCUCCCAUUGUCAGAGAGCUCGUCAGUUUCGCGACCAUUUCUCUUCAUGCAGAUCCAGUGCCCCUCACAAAGCUACGACGUCAAUCUAGAGCCCACCAAGGACGAGGUCCUUUUUGCCCGACCUGACCAACUUCUGUCUCUAGUAGAAUUCUUAUUUGGUCGGGUGUAUCCUGUCCUUGAGGAUCAUGGCGUUGAUGCAGCAGCGGAUGGAAGCGCAACGUCUUUGUCGCUCAUUGCCACAUCCAAUACUAGUCGUGAAGACCUUGUCAGCCCAGAGGAGGAUGGACAUUCAUUGAGAGAUGACAACGUCUUGGUUACAGCCGACAAGGAAGAAUCACUGGCAUGCAGAUCAGCACUGCGGAACCCCUUUACGAUUGCUGCAAUGAAUGCACAAGUGAAGCCUCGAAGGAUGGAGAUAAACCAUGCUAGCGCAACAUCUGAUGGAGACCCUAAUACUCUACCCGAUGAAGAGACGGUAGAAAGGCUUGAGAAUGAUUACCCAACCGUGACACCCUCGCAGAAACCUUCAGAAGCUCCACAACCAGAUGAUUUGGAUCUGAGUAACCCGUCCUUCCCCCAACCAGUUCCUCCGACGAGACACCCUGUCAAACAGCCGAGGACGAUAGAAAUUGGAGGGACACACACCUCAGAAGUGCAGGGGCGACAGACUUCAAUUCCGGGUCUACAUCGACCCACUGGCUCGAACGACAGCUGCAAGACUAAAGUCUCCGAUCUAGCAAGGAACGCUCUUAGUGUCUUGGAGACGAGAGCAGAGUCUUAUGUCGACCCGUUGUCACCUCCGCUUAGCUCUCAAGCGUAUCGGGGAUGGGGGCCAGGCCAGAAGCCCUUCAAGGUGCCACUGAUACGUUCAGGUCAAGCCGCAUCUUCUAUACCUGCGCCUUUGACUCCGCCUUCAAGCCUUCGCGAUUAUCGUCAACUGUCACUACAGAGGGAUCUCCGAGGACUUCCUGUAGUGUCCGACGAGCACGGCAGUGAUUCUGACCAGCAUUCACAAGUGAGAAGUACCGAAUCUAGUCGAAGGCGGUCCCCAGCAAAUCACCUUCUGCAGCCUAACGCUGAAUUGGAUGAUAUUAUGGAUUUCGAGUACAGAAAGAAAGCCGCAAUAGCUCAUCAGAAAAGGACCAUCAGGAGUCUCACUGCCGCUUCAUUCAAAGAGGGGAUUGUUAGACCGGCCCAACCAGCGUCAUCUUCUGUAUCGCCAUCGCCUACCGUUGAGACGGAGCCAACAGAGAGUGCAAGCGCUGAAGAUUAUGGUGCGAAAUUUGACAACACAGGGUCACGAGUUUCGAUGCCGCUGGCAUCGAAUCCUCAUCGGAACCGCUAUCUAAAGGCAUUGGAGGACUUGUCACAUUCCCAUCCGCAUCCUCCACCUGAACUCCGUGAGAGUGACGAGCAGAGCAACUUAGCAGAUACAGCCAUAUUAGAGAAUGAUUUGGGGAAGUCCAAGCUUGCCGCCGACGACCCACGGGCUUAUUUGAUGAAAAUGCAACGACACAAGAAUAGAAAUGGCAAAAUCUACCGAACAAAGUCGUCCAAGUUACCCCUCGAAGCGAUCCCCUCGGAUUCGACGACCUGCAAUCUUGUGCUGACCUUGAAUGAUUUCAAAGACACCAAAGACGUAUAUAAACAACUCCAGGCUUUGGGCUCUUGUGAUCCCUACCCGAGCUCUGGCCGCACGCAAUACAUAGAUUUCGACGACUGCAACGCAUCGAUUGACGGGAAGUGGCGACUUGUGCUACAAAAGAUGGUCAAGACAAAGUUUCGCUACAAAACAGAAGAUGGUGGGGAGGGUGUUCCGGAAGAUCUGGUCAUUGUGGCGAAGAAAAUCGCUGAAGAGUAG
Molecule: messenger RNA, 2757 nt
Organism: Fonsecaea pedrosoi CBS 271.37
Lineage: Eukaryota; Fungi; Ascomycota; Eurotiomycetes; Chaetothyriales; Herpotrichiellaceae
Exons: 3
Coding region: 1-2757 (918 amino acids)
Biological process (GO): mismatch repair
Cellular component (GO): MutLalpha complex
Molecular function (GO): mismatched DNA binding; ATP binding; ATP-dependent DNA damage sensor activity
Source: RefSeq, a predicted model, not a curated record